Messenger RNA from Oryzias latipes (Japanese medaka), 545 nucleotides. RefSeq names its product general transcription factor IIH, polypeptide 5 (gene gtf2h5). The record is from RefSeq and is a predicted model, not a curated record. Gene Ontology annotation, biological process: transcription initiation at RNA polymerase II promoter; nucleotide-excision repair, preincision complex assembly; nucleotide-excision repair. Lineage: Eukaryota; Metazoa; Chordata; Actinopteri; Beloniformes; Adrianichthyidae. Gene Ontology annotation, cellular component: transcription factor TFIIH holo complex; transcription factor TFIIH core complex.
UGUCCCUUGACCCGCACCAUACAGGGACAUGUAGCAUCGUGUUAGGAGCCUAGAAUUUGUGCUAAUAUUCUGUCAUACAUUUACCUUUUAUAAAAAGGAAUUCUCUUACUUCCACUAACAUCUUUCCCGGAACACAGACAGGUUAAAAAAUCCUCGCGUUAAGUUAACAUCUCCGCUAAACAAAGGGACCGUUUCUUCGUGAACAUGGUGAACGUUCACAAAGGCGUUCUCGUUGAAUGUGACCCCGCCAUGAAACAGUUCCUCCUUUACCUGGAUGAGACCAUGGCUUUAGGAAGGAAGUUCAUCCUGAAGGACCUCGAUGACACCCACGUUUUCAUCCUGGCAGAGGUGGUCCAAACCCUGCAGGAAAGAGUCGGAGACUUGAUGGACCAGAAUUCCUUUCCCAUCACGCAGAAAUAACCUUUGACCUUUCCUAAGGAUAAUCUUUUUGUUUUGUUUUUUUGAGCUAUGGAAUGACUGGAUUUGUUUCUGACAUGCUUUAAAAAAGAUCAAUAAAUUGGAUUAUGGGUUACAUAUAACUAUCA